Python bivittatus (Burmese python) is the source of this 536-nucleotide messenger RNA. The record is from RefSeq and is a predicted model, not a curated record. Lineage: Eukaryota; Metazoa; Chordata; Lepidosauria; Squamata; Pythonidae.
AAUAUUUCCUUUCCUUUUUUUCCCCCUCAGAAAAUGGCCUGUGAACAAGAUGCUAGGAAUGCCAAAUUCUACAAAAACAUUACUAACAUCAAAGACGUAGUCACUGACAGAUUUCUCUGUACAGGGGGACAGGAACCGGUGCUGGACCCCAACACUUGCAAAGGUGAUUCUGGUGGUCCUCUCAUUAUUCAGAAAAGGUUGCGUUAUAUUCAGGUCGGCGUGAUCAGCUGGGGUGUAGUUGAUGUCUGCAAAGGCCGUUCUGUGACAUGUGAGAACCCCUACGAAUUCCAGGAAGGGAGCCCCUCCUUUGCCCGGGAUUAUCACAUCAACCUCUUCAGAGUUAUGCCAUGGCUCAAAAAACAGCUGGCUGAGGAACUAGAGUUCAUCUAGAGUAGACUCAUUCUUCCCAGCCCACUAAGAUGCUCUGUGUAAAUAGAAAUGAUACCUUCCAAUCUUGCAAAGCAAAUUCUGUGCGAACAAUGACUAUUCCAUGCGACUGUAUAGAGAAACAUUAAAUGUGAUAUGUGUUAGCUCUC